Molecule: messenger RNA, 672 nt
Organism: Corylus avellana
Lineage: Eukaryota; Viridiplantae; Streptophyta; Magnoliopsida; Fagales; Betulaceae
Source: RefSeq, a predicted model, not a curated record
AUGGUGGGAGGAUCAUCACCAUCAUCAUCACCAGUUUUAGGCUUUGCCUUUUAUGCUGCUUGCAUCUUUGGCCAGCUUCUUCACCUUGCUCAAGCUCAAAAUGGAACCAGCGCUGUUACAGAUCCUGCUGAAGGAGCGUCAGAUACUGGUUUCAUUCUUGUUUUUUCUUUUCUGGAAAUUUUGUAUGGCUUUUUACCUGAUCUAUGUAAUGGGAUCUAUGAAUUGAUCUUUUUGGGAACACUUCAUGAUGGGAGACUAAUUGCUGUGAAGCAACUAUCUAUAACAUCACACCAAGGAAAGAAGCAGUUCAUGACUGAGAUUGCUACUAUAUCUGCUGUGCAACACCGGAACCUUGUGAAAUUGUACGGAUGUUGCAUUGAGGGAGAUCAACGACUACUUGUUUAUGAGUUUCUAGAGAAUAGAAGUCUUGAUCAAGCAUUAUUUGCAAGAGGCUUAGCAUAUCUUCACAAGGAGUCACGACUUCGAAUUGUACACAGAGAUGUGAAGGCCAGUAAUAUCCUGCUUGACUCUCAUCUCAUCCCCAAAAUUUCAGACUUUGGCUUGGCCAAGCUUUACGAUGAUAAAAAGACCCACAUAAGCACCCGCGUUGCAGGAACUAUUGGGUAUCUUGCACCGGAAAAUGGCCAUCCCAUUUCUACACCACCCACGUGA